AUGGUCAAGUUUAGCGAAGAGAAAAAACAACGAGUUCUCAAAGAAGUAAAAAUUAUGUCAAAACUAGACUCAAAUUAUGCGGUCAAAUAUUACAACUCAUGGCUUGAGUCUAACCAUCUGUACAUUCAGAUGGAGUUGUGUUCGCAAAGCCUUAAGUCUGUUAUCAAAGACAAAGCCAUUGUCUUCGGGAGACAAUCGGAAAUCGCGAUGAAUAUCAAUGAAUAUUAUAUUUGUUGUGAAAUUUUUAAAGAAAUUUUAGAAUGUGUACAAUAUUUACAUGAAUCUAAACCGCCGAUUAUUCAUCGGGAUCUCAAACCCGAUAAUAUACUAAUCGCACACAACGUUAGAAAUAAUCGAUUUAUUAAACUGUGCGAUUUUGGUUUAGCCACCACUCACGAGAGACAAUCCAUGAGCCAUACGGCAGGGGCCGGAACUUCAGCUUAUAUGGCACCUGAAGUACACCAGUCGAGAUAUACUAUUAUGGUUGAUAUUUAUAGUUUGGGAGUCAUUGCACAGCAUUUGCUUGAUUUAUAUAAUAAUCCUAUGGAAAAAUACAAUUUAGCAGAAUUUUCGGCUAAUAUUAAUAAAUUUUAUGAAAUGAUUGGACAAAUGGUUCAGUAUAUGCCCGACAAUAGGCCAACAAUUGCUGGCGUCCUCGAGAGCUAUAAUCAGUGGUCUGUCGAUAGAAAAAUAACAAAAAAAUAUAGUUAUAAUCAAGACGGAUUGGGAAAUUUUGGUAAAGUGUACAAAGUGAGUAAAAAUACUGAUAAUCGGAUAUAUGCCGUAAAGAAAAUACGAAUACAUGAUUUAUGUAACGAAAAUAAAACACUUGUGAAGAGAGAGGCAGAAAUGGUGCCAAAAUUGAGCUCAAAUUUUGUGGUCAAAUGUUAUCGAUCGUGGUUUGAAUCGGACUAUCUGUACAUUCAAAUGGAGUACUGCUCACAAACCUUACGGACUGUACUAAGAGACAAAUGGACGGCAUUUGGUAGACAAUCACCGGCCGAUCUCAUGAAUCCAUACGAGUAUUACAUAUCAUGUGAAAUAUUUCGGGAACUUUUACUAUGCAUACAAUAUCUUCAUGGAUUGGAUCCACCGAUCAUUCACCGGGAUAUUAAACCCGACAAUAUAUUAAUUUUGUAUAACCACCGCAAUAAUUCAUUUUUAAAGCUGGGUGAUUUUGGUUUGGUGACCCCCACCAAACAUGAUAGGGACACUAUGACACAUCGCCAGGGUGUGGGCACAGCUAGAUAUAUAGCGUUCGAAGUAUUUACCUCAACUAACUUUGAUUUUAAAGCCGAUAUCUAUAGUAUGGGAAUUAUUGGUUAUGAUCUAUUUGAAGUGAUCGAUAAUCCUACCAAUAAUGACCGUGCAGAAUUUUCAUCAAUGGCCACAAAACGGCCGACCAGUAGUCGAGUCCUACGGGAGUAUAACAAGUGGGCAAAUGUAUUACGAUUAACGGCUCCGGCGGUGAGACCCGGAUUACAGGCGCCGAUUUUUAUCUAA
Messenger RNA from Medioppia subpectinata, 1503 nucleotides. The record is from the annotation of a GenBank genome assembly. Lineage: Eukaryota; Metazoa; Arthropoda; Arachnida; Sarcoptiformes; Oppiidae.